UACUUAAGCAGGGAAGAGUCUGUAAGAAUUCACGUCUCCUGGCCUGCAGAGAAAGCAGAAACAUGAGUACAGCAGGAAAAGUAAUAAAAUGCAAAGCAGCUGUGCUAUGGGAGCUCAAAAAACCAUUUUCCAUUGAGGAGGUGGAGGUUGCACCCCCUAAGGCCUAUGAAGUUCGUAUUAAGGUGGUGGCCACAGGAGUCUGUCGCUCAGAUGACCAUGCGAUUAAUGGAUCUUUGGUCACACCUCUUCCUGCGAUCAUAGGCCACGAGGCAGCCGGCAUUGUGGAGAGCAUUGGAGAAGGGGUGACUACGGUAAAACCAGGUGAUAAAGUCAUCCCACUCUUUGUUCCCCAGUGUGGAAAGUGCAGUGUUUGUAAACACCCGGAAGGCAAUUUCUGCCUGAAAAACAGUAUGACCAAGCCUCGGGGGACCCUUAUGGAUGGUACCAGCAGGUUCACCUGCAGAGGGAAGCCCGUCUACCAUUUCAUCGGCACCAGCACCUUCACUCAGUACACAGUGGUGGAUGAGAUGUCGGUGGCCAAGAUUGAUGCAGACUCACCGCUGGAGAAAGUCUGUCUCAUUGGCUGUGGAUUUUCUACUGGUUAUGGGUCUGCGGUCAAAGUUGCCAAGGUCACCCAGGGCUCCACCUGUGCCGUGUUUGGCCUCGGAGGAGUUGGUCUGUCUGUUAUCAUAGGCUGUAAGGCAGCUGGAGCAGCCAGGAUCAUCGCAGUGGACAUCAACAAAGACAAAUUUGUAAAGGCCAAAGAGGUGGGUGCCACUGAGUGCAUCAACCCUCGGGACUAUGAGAAACCCAUCCAGGAGGUGCUGAAGGAAAUGAGUGGUGGAGGUGUGGAUUUUUCAUUUGAAGUCAUCGGUCGUUUUGACACCAUGAUGGCUGCCUUGUUGUGCUGUCACGAAGCAUAUGGAGUAAGCGUCAUUGUAGGAAUAGCUUCUAGUGCCGAAAAUCUCCCUAUGAACCCCAUGUUGCUGUUGACUGGACGUACCUGGAAAGGAGCUGUUUUUGGUGGCUUUAAAAGUAAAGAUUCUGUCCCCAAACUUGUGGCUGAUUUUAUGGCUAAGAAGUUUCCACUGGAUCCAUUAAUAACCCAUGUUUUACCCUUUGAAAAAAUAAAUGAAGGAUUUGACCUGCUUCGCUCAGGAAAGAGUGUCCGUACCGUCCUGACAUUUUGAGACUAUACACGUGGCUUCACUUGUAGCAGUCUUCCGGCUCCUCCAUCAUCUGAAACAUCAGCCAAACAUCAUCAAUAAUUCUAUUCUUCAGAGAUACUACCAAUAAAUUACACAUGGGGGCUUUCCAAAAGAAAUAAAAUUAAUGUGAAAUCAUUUUUAAGCAAAUGCUUAAAAUUCAAGUAAGAGCCAGAUGAACCAUCAUAUGGGUAAUUGAGUCCAAUAAACCCUCCUUCUUAAUCAUUCUACUCAUGUUGAAUCGUGUCAUCUUUCCCACUGAGGAAAGGUAUUUCUUUUGAGUUUCUGCACUUUUCGUAUCUUUGCCACCCUUAGUCUUUGAAGCCUUAGUCAUUGAGAAAGUCCUCGUGAUACUUAUUCCCCAACAUAUAUGUGAUGGACUAUUGUGCUCCAAGUCCUCUACCUGUACUUCUACUGUCUGUAUUUUCCUUUUUAUGAAAUGCAGCAAAACCCUACAGUAAAAACUACACAUAGUCUGCGAAAGGAUACACUCAGAUUUAUAAGUGGAGAAGGUCCAGAACUUCUAAGUGCAGGGAAUUUCUUAGGGAAAUGUCACAUAUUUUUAAGGUGAAGGGAAGUGUUUUUAUACUACAGUUUCAUACUACCUGUGAUAAAUGUGAGGUUUGAAUAGUAAAUCUGAAAACUGAACUGCUCUUGGAACCAUAUUCCAAAAGUCUAUAACUUUUACUCAAGAAAGUACUUUAUUGGUUAAAUGAUCUUAGUUAUUACAAUUGACUGAAAAUAAGUCAUAAGGUAAUUAAAAAUAAUACGGUGGCUUGAAGUCUAGGGAUGGGAAUAAAGCAGCUGUGGACACAGAGUGUAAAAAGGGUAACUAAGAAAUGGCACAAACAUCCAAAGCAAUAGAUUUUCUAAGUAGAUGUAUAUACACAUAGAGAUGUACAUUUUUGCAAAAAUCUUUUCAAACUAGAACUUUUCUAUUAACUACCAUGUCUUAAGCCUAUAACCCUGGAAUUAAUUCUUUGCACAUGUGAAAGUCUAUGGUCCCCAUUUGUUAGUGCUUUCUCAGGGGAAGAUUUGCACUUUGAGCUUCAUCUCUAAAUGUGUAAUGAAAAGCUUAUUCCUUGAAGGAGCUUUAGCUAUCUUUAAAAGUGUGAUUUGUUUCCAUGUCUACAAUUUGUUUGAUAUCGUGGAAAGGACUCUAGACUUAGAGCAAGUGAUCUACCACUUAUUUGUGACCUUCAGUAAAUUACUCAACCUCUCUAAACCCAUUUUAUCCAUUGUUUUAAAAAAUUACUCUACCAACCCAUUACAGCUUCAUGAAGAUUAGAUGGAAUGAUGCUAGUGAAAAGGCUUGUCAACUAUGAAGUGCCACGUAAAUGUAGGGAACAGUUUAAUUCUUUUGUCAAAGAUACUGAAGGAGAUAUUGAGGGUUAGGGGAGCUUUAAGAAUGUCCCUAAGUUUUCAGAUUGUCCUGACAUCAUGGAACACCACGUUCCCAUGUUACUGGGUGCUCCAAUGUUUUUAUAUUGGUGCUGAUAAUGUGAGAUUCAGAGGGAAAAGAGAUGGUUCUAAAUGCCCAUGUCACAAUAGUGGGCAUAAAAUCCUACUGGUUGCACAGAGGCCUGGCCCGUGAGCCAUGGCCGCUGAGCCUGCGCGUCCGGAGCCUGUGCUCCGCAACGGGAGAGGCCACAACAGUGAGAGGCCCGCGUACCACACACACAAAAAAUUACUCAGAAGUUGAAGUAGAGUAAGAGCAAGUAUGUAUUUAAUAAUUACAUUCUUAGACACAUGACUACUUAAUUCUGUUAACAAAUGAUUAUUGCACAAAUAACCUCUAUUAAGUAUUCUCCAAAAAUGUGAAAUUGAUCAUUUUAUUGAAGUAUAUCAAAUUAUAUUUAUCUGUCAAAUACGCAGCAAACAUUCAGGAAAUGGACCAUUGCAUAGGAAGAGAAACCAAAAUUAGUAUGGCAAGAAUAAAACUAGAGUGGGGGCCCUAGAGGCCAAACACCAUUUUGAUGAAAUUUUUUGUCAUAUAUGUCUACCUGGUUUACUCAUUUCCUUCACUUGGGAUCCAAGGGCCAGAAGAUCAUCUUGCACAGCCCUACCACAGUCAUCAAAAGAACCCAGAGGUGGCUGAAUAACUCGUAAACAAAACUAACACAUGAGCAAAGAGACAGUAAAGCAUCUGGUUUCCUUUUCCAGUCUUGCUCUUUGAGGUAUUUGCCAUGUCAACAAAUAACUCAGUAGAUUUAUUAGGAACAAAAGCAAGUCAGAAAUCAUCAGACAAUUCUUAUCUAAAAAUGAUGUUUAAAGACUACCACUCAGGACUUCCCUGGUGGUGCAGUG
Aethalodelphis obliquidens (Pacific white-sided dolphin) is the source of this 3512-nucleotide messenger RNA. RefSeq names its product alcohol dehydrogenase E chain. Gene Ontology annotation, molecular function: all-trans-retinol dehydrogenase (NAD+) activity; zinc ion binding. Gene Ontology annotation, cellular component: cytosol. The record is from RefSeq and is a predicted model, not a curated record. Bases 63 to 1190 code for a protein of 375 amino acids. Gene Ontology annotation, biological process: retinol metabolic process; retinoic acid metabolic process. The transcript has 9 exons. NCBI's taxonomy places the organism in Eukaryota, Metazoa, Chordata, Mammalia, Artiodactyla, Delphinidae.